This is a messenger RNA of Hippocampus zosterae (dwarf seahorse), 3937 nucleotides long. It is a transcript of the gene fkbp5, whose product is annotated as FKBP prolyl isomerase 5. Gene Ontology annotation, molecular function: protein binding; peptidyl-prolyl cis-trans isomerase activity. Lineage: Eukaryota; Metazoa; Chordata; Actinopteri; Syngnathiformes; Syngnathidae. The record is from RefSeq and is a predicted model, not a curated record. The coding region runs from base 251 to 1564 and encodes 437 amino acids. The transcript is spliced from 11 exons.
UGCACUCUACAUCCCCCGGCUCAUUUUGACGUUUGCACUCCAUGUGGCCGCUACGUUUGAGGUGUGCAAACCGAACACAGGUCGCCAAUCCGGUGUAGCGCGUCGGAACAUCUCGUACCCAGGACGUGACGUACGUCGUACCCAAUCAUCUCGCAAGAACCGGCGUUCUUUAGUUCACUUUCCCAUGUUGGAUAUUUAUUUUUAAACAAGAGCCACAAGAAAAUCGUCACUGGAAUGCCCACAAGAAGACAUGACAACUGAUCAGGAUCUUUCCAUGGAUGGGGCCUCGAUUGCUGCUGUGUUUGCUGCAAAGGGCAUUGAUGUAACGCCGAAAAAAGACCAAGGAAUAAUCAAGGUUUUCAAGCGUCAUGGGCAUGAUGGAGAGCGCCCAAUGAUAGGGGACAGGGUGACAAUCCAUUACACGGGAAGUCUCCUCACUGGGAAGAAGUUUGACUGUACCCGGGAUCGUAAGGAGUCCUUUUCGUUCAAUGUUGGCAAGGGACAAGUCCUCAAAGCAUGGGAUAUCGGCGUGUUAUCGAUGCAAAGAGGAGAGGUGUGCACUUUGCUGUGUAAGCCGGAGUACGCUUAUGGCUCCGCUGGAAAUCCAGACAAAAUUCCUCCCAACUCGUCAGUGCUUUUUGAGAUAGAAUUGCUCAAGUUCGAAUUAGGAGAGAAGCUUACAGAUGAUGGUGGCAUCAUACGAAGAAUAAAGGUCAAAGGGGAUGGCCACUUGAAUCCCAAUGAUGGCUCAGUCGUAGAUGUGCAUCUGGAGGGAAGCUGUGACAGUCGAGUGUUUGACAUCAGGGACGUCAGCUUUGUUGUCAGUGAGUCAGAGGAUAAAGGUGUUCCUCUGGGCGUGGACCGUGCCAUUGAUAAGAUGCAGAAAGGAGAAUGUUGCAUACUCUACUUAUCAUCAAAGUAUGGCUUUGGACGCAAAGGAAAACCAGAAUUUGAAAUUGGGCCGGACAAAGACGUUGUAUAUGAGGUUACGCUCAAAGAUUUUAAAAGGGCGAAAGAACCUUGGGAAAUUGAUUUGCAUGAAAAGCUGAAAUUAGCCUCAGAAAUCAAGCAUAAAGGAAAUCAGUAUUAUAAGGCAGGACACUACUACCAUGCUGUCAUCCAGUACCGGCGCAUUGUUUCCUGGCUCGAGAUGGAGUUUGGUCAAGCCCUGGAGCAGCAGAAGAGGAUUAAUGACUUUCUUUUGUCAUCCUACCUCAAUUUAGCGCUGUGUUUCCUGCGCAUUCAAGAUUUCUCUCUGGUAGUGGAGAACUGCAACAAGGUGAUCGAACAGGACGCGAGCAACGAGAAGGCCUUGUAUCGCCGUGGUGAGGCCCGUCUCCACCGAAACGAGUUCAACCUGGCCAUGGUGGAUUAUCAACUUGUGCUGCAAGUCAAUCCUGCUAAUCGAGCUGCUCACCGUCAGAUUUCUACUUGCCGAAGCAAGAUGAAGGAAUAUCACGAGUUGGACAAGAAGACUUACGCCAACAUGUUCCAGAAAUUUGCAGAACGUGACACCAAGAAUGGGAGGAGAAAGAGGAAGCGUGAGGAGCAGCAAGAACAAUGAACUGGGCAUUAAACGGCGACGGAGUCAGGACCGCCUGUCAUGCCAGUGAUGUCUGCAAGAGAAAGGGGCACGCCUCCAGGCCACCAACUCCAAUAUGCCCAUUCCAAAGCAGAGUACACAUUUCUCUUUCAUGGGAGAGCAUAACAUCUACUACACACCUGUGAGUGGCUUCAGGACAGCUCAUCUUGGCCUGUUUUUCAAAUUCAAACAUGAGUUACCGCCAUCUUGUAUGGCUCUGAAGAUGGGAUGGGAUGUGCCUCAUCGGUGUAUGUUCACAUCUUCAAACAUGGAUUUCCAGGGUCUGAUGGACCAUGUCAACAUUGGCUGUUUUGGACUGGGACUUGAAUCUAAAAUGCAUUUUGUGCUUAGGAUAACAUCUGUAUGUUGCGUGUGCAUUAAACAGUUAAUAGUGUUCUUCUCUGCAAAAUUCCUUGAGGAAAAUUUAUAAAUUAUUUGUUUUGUCUAAAAUAUUAAAUUAUGCAUCGUCUUGUUCCUAAAUCAGGUAACACUAACGGGAAGUAAGCACAAAUGAAAGCCAAAACGAAAUAGAGUAACCUCUCAUCUGAAUUUUCAACUCACCUAUUUGGUCACGACUAGCGGUGAAAUAAAAAAAAAAGUUUAAAUCGUUUUUGUAGUUUAAAAAAAGACCAUCAAAUCGAACCAAAUCGAAUUGUUCUAUAUUGAAAUCGAUCAUCCUCGAGUCAUAUCUUACACCAUAUUUCGAGAUAUGUAUCGAAUCAGCUCUUAUUGGAGCGAGAGGCACAUGCCUUGUCAGUCACCACAGUGAACAAUUUAAUUAAUUCACCAGAUUACGUGAGGGGAAAAAUGACAAAGCAUAGAUAAAAUAAUUAUUUGUAACGCAUUAUUGGUAAUGUUAACACACAAAAAAUAUAUAUGCUGUGUAUAUAUAUGUGUGUAUCAAUGUUUAAUACAAAUAAAUAUUCCCUAGCCAGAUUGACCGAGGGAUGUAUAUGCUACAUAGGUUUGAAUUUUGCACUGGCUCUGCUGGUUCUAACUCAAUUUAAGGUCCCUAAAGUACACAAGUGUAUUCCUUUAAUUCACCUCAGUAAAUGCUUCUUACUUUGAAAAUUCACCAAUCUAGCCAGGGUAUGAUUACUAUCAUGUAUAUAUUCAUCCAAGCAUGGGAUUAAUGUUCUCCAUUGAAUACAUACAAUUGCUGUUGCAUGUGAACCAGUUUCAUCUGAUGAAUGACGUUGCACCUUCGGGACUGAUAAAGAGGUCUUAAUAUGACUUUGAAGCAAUGACUACAUAUGAAACUGGUGGCAGCUUGAAAAAGUGAACACUGACUGAACUUAAACUUGCAAAUACUUUUGGCAAAUGUAUCAGAACAUCCCGAGUGUCCAGAAAGGUGGAAUUCCUAAACAUGCUCAUUGGCGACAAAGAUGAGCGCAUACGUGCACACUUAAAUGAUGGUUUAAUCAGUGGUCCCGUGCCCUCAGCUUAGGUUUCUUGAGCACGUCUUAUAACGUGAGACUUGCAGCAUCAGGAAGUGGUUGUUGUCUCUCAUAACCUUAAUAAUAUGGGCAGAUUUGUAGUCACCGCUGACUGAUUGCAUCAUCUUUUGACGUAAACAAAGAAAGGCAAAAUUAAGUCUGGUCUUUUCAAGACAUAAACAGGACAAAUAUUAAGUACCGAUAGAUAAAGGACAGUAACGAAGCCAUUUCUGAUAAGAUCAAAUCAAAAUGGAAUUUUUCUGUGUAAUUUUCAUGGAACAAGUGCACCUUUAUGGAUCUCUUUUUUUUUUUUUUUUAAUCGUGUGAAUGUUCAUAGGAGACUAUGAUGCACUUUUGACUAAAUGUCUGGAAAAGUACCAGACAAUGACCGUCGGAUGUUUUAUAAACAUUGGUAUGUUGAUAAUUCAAAACCUUGACUGUCUUAAGUAUGUUGCGUAUCGCUGUGUGAUUGGUAAUAUUCAUUCAUUUCUCAAUAUAUCCUAUGGCUGUCAUCAUUUUGUACAGUGAAUGUGAGCAUGAAGUCCUUUUCUAUUGUAAAAGAUCAUUCUGACUUUGGUUUGAUGUCCUUUUUUUUUUACAUCCCAUUCAAACAACAACAAACAAAAAGUGUGAACAAUAGGUGAAAAAUGAAUAAAAAAUAAUGUUCCAAAAGAAGCACUCUGCCAAUUGGUUUCUAAAGGAAGCUACGGGUUUUUUCCUUCGCAAUGUUUACAUGUAAACAUCACACUUGUGUUUCAUGUUUGAACCUGGCAUUACGGCAAAAGAAAUACUUACAGGCAGAAAUGAUGUAAGGUACCAUUCAUGUGAGUGUUCUAUCUAUAUUUUUUAUUUGCAUUUUUGUUUUGUUUUUCAUUUUUUGCACUUCAGAAAGAAUAAAUGAACAUCCGCAUACACGGAA